Mizuhopecten yessoensis (Yesso scallop) is the source of this 1014-nucleotide messenger RNA. RefSeq lists its product as uncharacterized. The transcript is spliced from 4 exons. The record is from RefSeq and is a predicted model, not a curated record. Bases 1 to 1014 code for a protein of 337 amino acids. Lineage: Eukaryota; Metazoa; Mollusca; Bivalvia; Pectinida; Pectinidae.
AUGACGCAGAUUAGAUCAGCCGAUUUACCGUUGACGAGACGCAAAUCUAAGAACUUGAAACUACCAGUGGUGGCUGCCCAUCAGAGUGUCCGCAAUCAGUUGGACGGACACAAUCGAAGUCGUCCAAAUACUAGCGCCAGUCGUUACAUACACGCAGUCCAACGGGAAAGUAUGACUCCAAAGAGUAACCGAAGUGAUCCGGUGCCUUCUCGAGUGUCUUCUAGACAGGAGGGAGAUUUCUACUUUGGCGAAUUAGAGAGGCAUAAUACCAUAAACCCUGCAUCACCAUCACCGAUAUGUUGCGAGAUUAUGGGGCCUCAGACGUGUCGAGAUUGUAGUCGAUAUCAUAUUCGAACACUGGACCGCGCACGGACUGACACGCAAUUAAGAACUUUGAGAAUCUCGAAUGAAAAUAUAGUAGUGGCAUCGAUUUUAAAAAAGUAUCUGCCAGAACUGUCGUAUGAAGAAAUUCAAAACAAAGUCGCUAGAGGUGAAAUCGCCAGACAUCGAGUCCCAAAUAGUUCAAUGAUCCGGAUGAGGAGUUCGAAAAGGAGCGCGAGAAAAAGCGAAACAACGAACUAUGACAAGUGCAGGAAGCUAUCUCAAAUGUUCUUUGUAAACGUAAGAGAUUUGAAUUUUAAAAUAAACAGUGGAAAAGUAUCAAAAUCGCUAGGAUUUACUGAAAAUAAAUCUGACGCUGCAAAAGCACGAGCUGUCCUUCAAAAAUGGCGGGCAGCUGACCCCGUGACCCCGUCUUUCGUAAGCCCGAAAAGGGUUGUGAUGAUGAAGGAACCAGAAUAUAAAACCUUCUUUUCGCCCCCACUGUUUCCGAAGGAAAGUCAAAACCCGGAACCUUCAUUCUUCGCGGGUUCUACUGAUGGUUAUAAGCUUCCAGAUAAACUUCCGGCGAAAUUGUGUUUGCAGACGUUAAUGCUAGACCAUCGUCUCGCGCAGCGUCAGUGGUUUCACAUGAUUCUGACGAUGUUUAUCCAUUAUAUUACGAGAAAGGUGUGA